AUGAGUGAAAAUACCAAUAAUAACAACGGUAGGAGCAAUGAGAAUCCGACACAACAACCUAAUCAGGAUACAACUUCUACACCUGGACCCGAUACAAGAAACAUCACUGUGGCUGUUCAUUACUCAUUAUUGACUCCAGGAACUACAACACCAGUGCCAGGUUCUGGUCCCACUUCCGGUCCACAAACACAACAACCUCAGACAGGUGCAAAUGCUGCCGCAGCUGAUGGGUCCACUAAUCCACCUCCUCCAAAUGUACUACCACAACAAUUACCUGGUGCAUUUAUCUUGUCAUUUAGGGAUGUUCCAAAUACAACGUCACAGAAUAGAUUACAAUCUAUUAUUACAAUGGCGACAGAGUUGGCUGCUCAAAGAUUUAGAUCCAUGAUUGAUAGACCUAAAGGUAUCUCAAAGGAACAAUUUGAAAAAUUGCCCGUAUUGACUUUAGAUGAUCUUAAGAAGAAUGGUAGUGAUCUACAGUGUAGUAUUUGUUUUGAACCCUAUGUUGCUGAUGCAACAACAACGAAGAAGAGAUCAUUGAGUGGUACUGAUAGUGAAGAACCCGGAAAUGCAAAGAAAAGGAAAAUAGACGCAACAACAGCUUCAACUCCUACUUCAAAUGAACCCGAACCUACCACGACAGUGGAGGAUAAUGAUGAAGAAGCACACCCUACAUACAAUCAUUCACCAACAAAACUACCAUGUGGUCAUAUUUUUGGUAGGGAAUGUCUGUAUCGAUGGUGUAAAUUGGAAAAUACAUGUCCACUUUGUAGACAUGUUAUUGCAGAAGUAGAUACAACUCAACAUCAAGCUCAAGACGCUGCAUCUGACCAGGCUUUCGAAAGGAUAAGAAACCUUGUUUAUAAUACAAAUCCUACUUCCAAUGAUGAUCAACCGACAUCUGCACAGGAUCAACUUCCCUUCUUUACGGGUAUAAUGCAUCAUAAUGCAGCAAUCCCUUUGAAUACUGGAAAUGAAGGGCAAACGGCUAAUGGAACAUCUUCAACUCCUCAACAGUCACUUGGAAAUAGAAUUAAUUGGGUUCAAAUACCGUUACAUUUAUCUAGCACUAAUAAUAAUAAUAAUAAUAAUAAUAAUGCCACAGAAACAACUAAUGUACAAACAGAAGCAAAUAAUAGAAAUGCAAACUUUUUGCAAAGUUUUUUCACCAAUUUAAUAGGUCAUGGUGAACAAUUAGUCAGAAAUGCAAGUCCACCAACAACUACGGCUAGAAAUUCAGAAAAUGCAGUUCCAUCAACGUCGAAUAUGGAACAACCAGCAACAACAAUAACUCAAGAACCUGGUUCUGUGGAUACAACACAAGUUGCUGCAUUACUUCGAGAAUUUAGUAGAAGACGUCAAGCCAUGGCAAAUGGUAACACUAACACUAACCCUGUAUCAUCAGGAGCACCACAACCACAACCACCAUCAGAUUCAUUAUUCAGUACCGGAGUAGCCAGUUUUAGAGAUUUUGAUGGAAACGUUACCACGUAUGAGUUGCAUGGUAAUUCGUUAGUUGCUCACCCACCUACCAACGUUCCUUCGUCCUCCAACGAAGCACCACCUUCAUCAUCAUCAUCAUCAUCGACUGAGGAUACAAACAACACAUCUUCCUCAUCAGCCAGCACUAACACCAACACGAACACAAACACGAACACUACGAAUGGACGCCAUGAUGUAGUCCCUGACCACACAUCUGAUGAAAACAAUUGA
Naumovozyma castellii is the source of this 1713-nucleotide messenger RNA. It is a transcript of the gene SAN1, whose product is annotated as ubiquitin-protein ligase SAN1. The record is from RefSeq and is a predicted model, not a curated record. Bases 1 to 1713 code for a protein of 570 amino acids. Lineage: Eukaryota; Fungi; Ascomycota; Saccharomycetes; Saccharomycetales; Saccharomycetaceae. The transcript has a single exon.